GCUCCGGGGCAGUAUGUGUAGGGAGCUUGUAUCCAAAUCUCGCGAUGUUUCGUGUGAGUAAAAGCCGGCGGGCCCGUAACUCGUCCUUCUUCUCGUGUUAGCGAUCACCAAAUGGCGGACGACGCCGGUGGUAGAGGAGGUUUUCGCGGAGGCUUUGGUGACCGUGGCCGCGGUCGGGGCCGUGGACGCGGCAGAGGCCGUGGGAGAGGCCGCGGUGCCCGGGGAGGCAAGGCCGAGGACAAGGAAUGGGUGCCCGUCACCAAGCUGGGCCGCCUGGUUAAGGACGUGAAGAUCAAGUCACUGGAGGAGAUCUAUCUCUACUCGCUGCCCAUCAAGGAGUCUGAAAUCAUCGAUUUCUUCUUAGGUUCUGGUCUGAAAGAUGAGGUGCUGAAGAUCAUGCCUGUCCAGAAGCAGACCAGGGCCGGUCAGCGCACCAGGUUCAAGGCAUUCGUUGCCAUCGGUGACUACAACGGGCACGUGGGCCUCGGAGUCAAGUGCUCCAAGGAGGUGGCCACCGCCAUCCGAGGCGCCAUCAUCCUGGCCAAGCUGUCCAUCGUGCCUGUCAGACGGGGCUACUGGGGAAACAAGAUCGGCAAGCCCCACACGGUGCCCUGCAAGGUAACGGGCCGCUGCGGUUCGGUGCUGGUGCGUCUCAUCCCCGCGCCCCGUGGUACCGGCAUCGUGUCGGCUCCUGUGCCCAAGAAGCUGCUCAUGAUGGCCGGAAUUGACGACUGCUACACCUCCGCCAGGGGCUGCACCGCCACCCUCGGCAACUUUGCCAAGGCCACCUUUGAUGCAAUCUCCAAGACUUACAGCUACCUGACCCCUGACCUCUGGAAGGAGACUGUCUUCACCAAGUCUCCUUACCAGGAGUUCACUGACCAUCUGGCCAAGACUCACACACGAGUGUCCGUGCAGAGAGGCCAGCCCAUCCAGCCGCCAACCUCCUAAACUUUUUGUACAGACCAACUGUUAAAAUAAAAGUUGUGGAGAAAAUGU
Messenger RNA from Phycodurus eques (leafy seadragon), 999 nucleotides. RefSeq names its product ribosomal protein S2 (gene rps2). The transcript is spliced from 7 exons. The record is from RefSeq and is a predicted model, not a curated record. The coding region runs from base 112 to 951 and encodes 279 amino acids. Gene Ontology annotation, cellular component: ribosome; cytosolic small ribosomal subunit. NCBI's taxonomy places the organism in Eukaryota, Metazoa, Chordata, Actinopteri, Syngnathiformes, Syngnathidae. Gene Ontology annotation, biological process: translation. Gene Ontology annotation, molecular function: structural constituent of ribosome; RNA binding.